AUGGCCACGUCACGGUCACGGCGGAUAGAGAGCCUGAGGGCCCCGGCAGGCUGGGGGUUCUGUAACCCAGGCGUGGGGCUCUCGGCCGAGUUUCGUCCCCUCGGGCAGCAGGUCCAGCAGCAGAGCCAGCCCCCCUCCCCUAACAAGGCCAUGGGAGCCCUGGAGACCAGGCCUCCUCCGCCAAGCGGUUGCCGCCCCAGCUCACAAGGGGCCCUCAGCACCAGGGCCUGCCCGGUGACCUGCUUGCUGCGCCCCGUUGCUGGGCAGAGGGCGUCCUCCGACCAGGGCAUCGGCUGGGUGUUCUCCCUGCUCUCCGCAACUCCAGGUCAUCUCUGUUUUGUUACAUUCAAGGAACAAGAUGGAGGAGACGGCCCACGGACUGGAAGGAGCCCAUGGCUGGCGGUGGACCACGAGGACAGAUGGAAAAGCCGAGGCUUGGAGCGGGGAAACACCUGGCCCAAGGUCAUACAGCCCUGGGGGGAGCUGGGCCCUCAUUCACACCUGUUCUACCAGCGCCAGGGCCAGCCCCAGAUGGCCCAGGAACAGGUGCCCCCUCCUCUCCUGCGCACCCCCAGACCCUACCCCAGCUUCUGCAACAGCUCCUCCUUCCUUACAGAGGUGGAGGAGUUGCUGUGGGCAGGAGGCAAGCAGGGGGAUGAACCUGGGGGUGAGAUGGGGGUGCUGCAUCCAGUGGGAGACCUGUUCACAAGUGCUCACAAGGACUGCCCCGUGCCCCAGGGCACGGACCCCCUGAACCCGGACCUGAUCUCUGGACACCCACCCACCACUGCUCCGGAAUCUGUCACUGGCAAGGACAAACAGAUGGAUUUCUGUUGGGAUCCUUGGCAGAGGUGCUUCCAGACCACCAACGGCUACCUGUCCGACUCCAGAUCCUGCUCCAGCAACUACAAUGUGGCAGCCCUGGCCACCUCAUCCCUCGUGGGGGUGGUGCAGAGCAUCAAGGACCACAUCACGAAGCCCACGGCCAUGGCUCGCGGCCGCGUGGCCCACCUCAUCGAGUGGAAGGGCUGGAGCGCCCAGCGGUCGGGCUGGGAGCUGUCCCCGGCAGAGGACGAGCGUUAUCACUGCCUCCCUGAGGAGCUGCGCGAGGCCCGCUUUGCUGCAGGGGUCGCCGAGCAGUUUGCCAUCACAGAGGCCACGCUGAGUGCCUGGUCCUCCCUGGACGAUGAGGAGCUGCACCCUGAGAGCAGCCACCAGGACCUCGUCCAGCUUCAAGACCUGGAGAGCAUCUGCCUUCAGGACAGCCUUCUGAGCGGCCCCUCGCAGGACGACAGUCUCCUGGCCUUCUCCCCUGGCCUCACCCCCGACGAUGGCUGGCCUUCCCCGGAGGAGCCCCCCAUCACAGCUGCCGGCUCGGAGUCCCCCGGACUGGGACAGCAGCUUCGGCGGCGGCUGCCAGGGGGCCCGGAGCCCGAGGGUGGGGCCCGCCUGCUGCGCUCCCUGCCCUCAGUGGACAGCGGCUCUCUGUCGGAGGAGGACGAGGUGUUCUACAACUGAGGCCGGGCUGACCUGCUCGCCCCACCUCCCCGCCUGGCAGGCAGCCCAGGGACCGCGGGGCCUGCAGCUGGGCGCCUCUCAACCCCUUGGGGCAAGCGCGGGUGGGCGCCAGCACCCCUGCGGACCACUGUGCCUCUGCGGACCUGCCCCGGCAGGGGAAGCCAUAACCCUUCCCUCUUCUCGGCUCAGGUGGGCAUCUUCCCCGCGGGGUUUCUGCCCUCAGCGAGCUCAGCCUCAGCAGACCCCCAGGCUCAGCGGAGCCCCGGCAGCCAGCCCAGAGGAGUGGACGCCAGGCCCGGCCGGGCUCGUCCCUGCCCCCUCUGCACUGGCUCUCGUCGAGGCGGGCAGCCUCUUCUGGUAGCUAAGCCUCUGCUCCUUGACUGUCUGACGAUGUCUGUCCAUCCCUCUUCCUGCUUCCCUGUGCCCUUGCUUCCCCUCCCCUCCCCAGGGAGCCCGCUCCCUCCUCGCACCCAUCCCGCCUCCCUCAAGGUUCUCUGAAGACAUUAAAGUCGUGGAUUCACCCCCAAUGAACUUGGCCUGGUCUCUGCUGAGGAAAAUGGGUCCUCGCGCCUUGGGUGGGGGGUCUAGGGGGACUUAAACCCACCUCCCGACACACACCUGCUGCCACCAGAGGCCCCACAAAGGUCACCCAAGGCUCUUCCAACUCCCCAGGGGGACCACACUGGGGACCUCACUGACAGCCAGGCUGUGUCAAGGCAGGGACAGGGCUAGGGUGACCCUGGGCUCCAGGGUCCUGCUGAGACCUGAGGACAGCCC
This is a messenger RNA of Tupaia belangeri chinensis (Chinese tree shrew), 2295 nucleotides long. It is a transcript of the gene FAM131C, whose product is annotated as family with sequence similarity 131 member C. Bases 1 to 1518 code for a protein of 505 amino acids. The transcript has 11 exons. The record is from RefSeq and is a predicted model, not a curated record. NCBI's taxonomy places the organism in Eukaryota, Metazoa, Chordata, Mammalia, Scandentia, Tupaiidae.